Molecule: messenger RNA, 2239 nt
Organism: Saccostrea echinata
Lineage: Eukaryota; Metazoa; Mollusca; Bivalvia; Ostreida; Ostreidae
Product: sorting nexin-12-like
Exons: 4
Coding region: 36-533 (165 amino acids)
Biological process (GO): endocytic recycling; late endosome to Golgi transport
Cellular component (GO): early endosome membrane; retromer complex
Molecular function (GO): phosphatidylinositol-3-phosphate binding
Source: RefSeq, a predicted model, not a curated record
UCAUCACUUAAUGUGUUGGAGGAGUUGCAAGAAAAAUGAGUACGGGCACUCAACCAGCGACGGCCAGGAUUCAGCCAAAGAAACAGACGUUAGAGGAUGCAUAUUCUCCCCCUGCGAACUUCCUUGAAAUAGAUAUCACGGACCCUCAAACUCAUGGGCUGCCCAAAUCAAAGGGGAGAUACACAGAUUACGCUGUCAAAAUGAAGACUAACUUACCAGUUUUUAAAGUAAAGGAGUCAACGGUGAGACGAAGAUAUAGUGACUUUGAAUGGCUGAGAAAUGAGUUAGAAAGAGACAGUAAGAUUGUAGUUCCUCCUUUGCCUGGGAAAGCUUGGAAAAGACAAUUACCCUUUAGGAGUGAUGAAGGAAUAUUUGAAGAUGACUUCAUUGAAGACAGAAGGAAAGGCUUAGAACAGUUUAUUAACAGAGUUGCAGGUCAUCCACUUGCACAAAAUGAAAAGUGUCUACAUAUGUUCUUACAAGAAACAAAUAUUGACAAGAACUAUGUGCCAGGCAAGAUUCGCACCACGUGAGAGGGAGCAUGCUAGCUUAUCUCCCCCACCAAUAGAGAGAAAGGACAGAUUUUUUUAUGUGACAGGCAUUUUACAGGGUUAGGAGAUGGGUUUUAGAACAAGACUAAAAUUGUGAUGUAAAAUGUUGGAUAUUACUGUUUUUUUGUUGAAAUCUAACCAAGUAUAGCAUUUCUUUGUCAUAGAUUUCUUCAACUAGAUGGAUAGGAGACAAUAUAAACAUUUUCAUGAGUGAUAAUUUUUGUAACUGAACAAAAUUGAUUUUUUCUGCUUAGAUUUAAUUGCCUGUUAUAUUUCACCAAAAGUAAGAUAAAUGAUAUGUUGAAAACACUGUUUGUUGAAUAGUAUUGUAGUAUAAUCAAUUUCUUGUUUAUGGCUUUCAAAUUGCAUCGAACAACACAGCAAAUCUUUUCAUGAAUUAAAAAAAAUUUCAUUCUGAUAUCUGUAUACCCUGGGUGUACGUACUACAAAAUUUCACACUGAAUGUCACUGAUUUCUAUAUACCCUGGGUGUACUACAAAAUGUCACAUGAUAUCUGUAUACCCUGGGUGUACUACAAAAUGUCACAUGAUAUCUGUGUACCCUCCGUGUACUACAAAAUGUCAAUGAUAUUUGUAUACCCGGGAUGUACUACAAAAUUUCAAUGAUAUUUGUGUACCCUGGGUGUACUACAAAAUGUCACAUGAUAUCUGUAUACCCUGGGAGUACUACAAAAUGUCAAUGAUAUUUGUAUACCCAGGAUGUACUACAAAAUGUCACAUGAUAUAUUUAUACCCUGGGUGCAUUAAUGGUUGUUGUUUUUGUUAAAAUAGUUUGAGUUUAGAAAGUUUUAGUAUGUAAAUACAUGCACCCUUAUUUCGUUUAUUUUCAAACUCCUAUAAAGUACAUGUAUAUACAUAUAUUUACAUUAAAUUUGACAUACCACCAAAAGUAAAUGUUUUUUCAGAGAUCACUACAUGUAUACCUUCAUAAUUUUUUUCUUCCUUUUUUUUCUUUCCCCCCCCCCCCCCCCCCCCCCCCCCCCCGCAUUUUGUGUAAAAAUUCACUUGAACUAUAAGACAAUUUUACUUACCUGUAUAUCAAACUGUGAAAUAGAUCAAAUGAUGAUGUUUAUUUUAUGUUUAUAGAUAUAUCAUUCAGUAAUAUAAUGUAAAACAGAUGCAGAAAGUUUUUUUUAUAAAGAACAUUUUUGAAAUUUUGUAAGCUAUUAUUUUAUACAAUGUACAUGUAUGUUUUAAAAAGACAUCUUUAUUUAAUAUGUAGAUUGUGAAUUGAAACAUUCAAGUAGUAAACAAUUCAAGAAGUAAAAAAAGCAAUCCAAAGAUAGAAUCUGCUGCAGUUGAGAUGAACUUUAAAAUUAAGAUUAACAGGUUUAUAUAUAUAUAUAUAUAUAUAUAUAUAUAUAUAUAUAUAUAUAUAUAUAUAUUAAAUCAGACUUAGUAAAGUCAUACACCAAAACAAAUGUGUCACAAUUUUAGGUUGUAUGUGUAUUUCUCUCUUGAAAUAGAACAUGAAUUCCAGGCUUUAACAAGAAGGGUUACAAAAUGAUGCAUUUCUUCAGUUUUUGCUGUAUCAUCUUGUAAUAUAAAGUGUAGAGAGCUGUUACUUCUACUGUGUAUAGUGUUGUCUCUUUAUGGUACACUACCUGACAAAAAAGGUGGAGAAUUUUACACACCAUAAUUAUGUAUAAAUAAACUGUACAAACUAAA